AGCCCGGAGCGGGCGGGGGCCGUGGGGGCAGAGCCCUGGCCCGGCCUUACGGCUUUGCUGGAACCGGGGCGGGUGGAAGCGGGACCCGCCGGCGCCCAGCCGGGCUCCCGUCCCCGCAGGCACCGCACCGAAUUGGGCUCGGCGCCGGUCCCCCCCAGCCCUGGCUCUGCCCCCCACCACCCCGCCCCGGGGCUCCCGCACAAGCUGCCGGUGGGGCGGGCCCGGGCCGGGGGCUGCGGCUCCCCGGUGCCUCCGCCCCGCCGCAGAGGGGACGGGCGGGGGCUUCCUGCCGCCUCGGCAUUGCCGCCAGCGCCAUGGAGCGGCUCCGGUUCCCGUUCCCGCGGCUCCCGCGGCUCCUGGCCGCCGCAGUGAUCGUGGAGUGCUGCGCCCGGCUCUGCCCCGGUCUCGGCACCGGGACCGGCUCCGCCAUCCCCUGCGCCCGCCCGGGCGAGCGCUGCCGCACAGGUCCGGAGCGAGGAGCUGGCACGGGGCCCGCGCCGACGCCGGAGGCCGUGGGGCAGCCGCGGACAGGGGCUGAGCUGCCGCCCUUCCCUGGGACCCCCAACGGGACCGCUGAGCCCCCCAGCCCCCCGGGGAGCCCCCAGGCAGGCGGGGAGGGGACGGGGCCCACGGCGUGGGGUGGAACAGCCACCCAGCACCUGGGGCUGCUGCUCGCUGCUGGCAGCGAGGGGCCGUCCCCUCCCCCAGCCCUCGGGUCUCCCCCCGGGACUGACCCCGCAGGAAAUGUGACGGCGGGAGGUGCCACGACCCCGCAGGGGACCCCAUCGCAUUCGCCGUCCUCUGCAACGGUGCCCGGCUCUGCUGGAGGGCAGGGGGGGACCCCCAGCACCCCACCGGGAUGGAGCCCCACCGGGACAGGCCUUGCGCUGAGGCAGGGGGGCUCACACAGCCCCUCACCCCCAGAGCCGUGGGCUGGGGAGGGCCCAGGGGCCACUGUCUCACGGGGUGACAGCAGCAAGGGGACUCACCUGAGCGUCUCGCUGGCCAAGGACAGCCCUGUGCCGGGGACGAUGGGGACGUCGCCCUUUGGGGCUGCAGCAGGGCUGACGUGGGGGCCCCCAACUCAUCUGCCCACCAUGGCACCAGCGCCUCCCCAGCAGCCCACCGAUCUCCCCGGGACCCUGGGCCAUCGUGGGGGCCCCGGGUCCCCCCCAGCUUCGGGGGACGCAGAACUGGUCCAGCCGCCGAGCAGCCCCGGAGGGUGGCCGGAUGCUGACACCCCCCAAGUGACACCGGCCCCUGCUGCGGCAGGCAGGGCCCCCCGGGUGUUCAUCGUGGAGGAUCAGCCACCCCUCCUGAGAGCAUCCCUCCUCCGCAUCCCCUGCGAGCUGGUGCUGGACAUGGGGUUCGUCCCUGCUCUGCAAGACCCCGGCUCCCACGAGCGCCGGGGGCUGCUGCACAGCUUCAACCGGACAGUUGUGCCCCUCUUCAUGUCGGUGCCGGGGUUCCUGAGGCUGGAGGUGACGGGGAUCAGGGAGGGCAGCGUGGUGCUGCAGUACGACGCGCUGUUCGCGGCCGAGCGGGUGCCCGCGCCAGGGCUGGGCGCGCUCCUCGACGCGGCGCUGGGCUCCGGCAGCGCCCGGCCCGGGCUGGCGGUGGGCACGGCCCCCGUCCUGCGACACGUGGCUCUGGAGCGGCCGCUGGACCCCUGCGCUCUGCUCUUCGCCUGCCGGGCCGGCUUCACCUGCGUGGCCGGGGCGGACGGGAACGCCACCUGCACCUCCCUCUGCCACCGCGACUACUGCAAGAACCACGGCAUCUGCACCCACCCCCGGGACCGCGGGCCCCUCUGCCAGUGCCCCGUCGGCAGCGAUUUCUGGUUCGUGGGGCUGCGCUGCGACUACCGGGUGACGCAGCAGAGCUUGCUGGGGGUGGCCGCGGGGGUCCUGCUCAGCAUCGUCCUCCUGGGCGCCGUCGUCGCCGCCGUCGCCAUUCGGCGGUUCAAGGCGCUGCUGCUGGAGGCCAGGGCCGAGCAGAGCCGCAGCAGCUACCGCCGGUUCUGCCGCCUGGACGACCUCUCGGCCCGGUACUGGUCCCGCUCCUGGUUGCCCUCGGCCAGCUCGCUGGACAACCCGGCCUUCAGCAACUCGGAGGAGCUGCUGCACCUGCGGAUCCUGGACAGCGGCUGCUGCGGCUGCCGGGGGGACGCGGCCGCCAGCGCCAGCGCCAAGCAGCGCCCGCCCGCCCGGCCCAGUUCCCAUUACGCCUGGGACACCAGCUCCAGCACCAUGAACGACCCCAUGGUGGACUCGGGAAAAGCCAGCGAUAUCUCGGUGUCGAGCUGGCCGCUGGAGCCCGGGCAGUGGGGGCCCUUCCCCCUCCUCCACCAGCUCUCCAGGCAGCGCCCGCACCGAGCCCGGCGGCCUCGUUCGCACGGCGAGGGGCUGGAGCUGGGCAGCCUGGAGAGGAGCUGGACAGCCUGAAGAGCGCAGAAGUACAGGCCACAAGGUUCAGCUUUUAAAACCAACCACAUUUUAUUUCCACGUAACAAGCUCAGUGAAGGAAUUUCAAACACUUUGACAAUACAAUCAACGCAGGUGCGAUGUCAGUUCCACGCCAGGCAGAGGCCGGAACGAUUCUCUGCCAACGUUUUCACCACUGCUUCAGGACCAGACUUCAGGAGCCAGCUUUGGCUUGGGACAGCGUAUUUCAUAGUAAGUAGUUACAGAGAAGUGUCUAGCAACACACAAUGCUGGCAUCCAACAGAGUUAAUGACUUACAUCCGGCAAUUUGAAAAUAAAGUCUAACAGAUUUUUUGAAGUCACAUCAUACUAUGUACAUAUAUGGUCUGCCCUAUAGCCAUUUCAGAACAAGCUAAGCCACUGUGAAAAGUGAGAUACAAAUUAAGCGCUGCUGCAUUGUUCGUCAUGAUUAAUGUAAAUGAGGUAUAAAUUUAAACACCAGUACGUUUUAAGCAUUAAAGUUUAUUUUCCAAAAUGCUCUCCUUA
Molecule: messenger RNA, 2969 nt
Organism: Tyto alba (common barn owl)
Lineage: Eukaryota; Metazoa; Chordata; Aves; Strigiformes; Tytonidae
Exons: 12
Coding region: 315-2444 (709 amino acids)
Biological process (GO): nervous system development
Source: RefSeq, a predicted model, not a curated record